GGCCUUGAAUUUGGACCAAGAGAAGAGAAGCGGUGGAUAAAAUAAUAAAGUGAAGAAGAAGAAGAAGUGGCUUGUUUAAGGAAUGGCUUCUCUGCUCCUCCCUCCAACUCCAACAGCUACUUCUUCCACAGUUAAACACAACAAAAUCAAAAUGAAACUGAAACCAAACAGCAAUGCUCAUGCAGCUACAUGUAAUUUCUUCUUAUCAUCGAAUUCAAACGCAAACCACCGUUUCAACUCUGCAAAGUGCCAUGCAUUGUUGGAUGACGUGGCCAAAGGGUUGUUGGAGAGCAGCAGCAGCGUUGGCGUGGACCAGUUCCAGAGACUGACCGAAGGCUUAUCCCACAUGCAGAGGUGGGAGAUCCUCGUGUUUGGAGGCUUGACGUGGAUUUACCUGACUGCAAGACCAGGUGUUCUUGUUGGUGCCAUUGAUGCGUACCUUUUGGCACCUCUUCAACUGGGUUUGGACAACUUGUCUGGAAGGAGGAACUUGAAGAGGAGUGACUUUGUUGUUGGAGACAAGCUCGGUGAAGGGUCCUUUGGUGUUGUCUAUUCGGGUAUUUUGGUCCCAAAGAAUGUGGAUCUGGAUGUGGUGCAGAAGAGGGGGAGAGGCAAGACAACACAGGUGGAUGCCAAGUCUAAGGAUAAAGUCAUUCUUAAAAAGGUUAAGGUUGGAAUCCAAGGGGCUGAGGAGUUUGGUGAUUAUGAGGAGUGGUUCAAUUACAGGCUAUCUAGGGCAGCACCCGAAACAUGUGCUGACUUCCUUGGAACUUUUGUAGCUGAUCAAACUAAUUCACAGUUUACAAAAGGUGGAAAAUGGCUUGUUUGGAAGUUUGAGGGAGAUCGUACUCUUGCAGAUUACAUGAAAGAUCGCAACUUUCCUUCAAACUUGGAAUCUGUGAUGUUUGGACGUGUCUUGCAAGGAGUAGACUCUUCGAAACGAAAUGCAUUGAUCAUCAAACAAAUAAUGCGCCAGAUCAUUACAUCUCUUAGGAAAAUUCACGAUACAGGCAUUGUUCAUAGGGAUGUAAAGCCAGCCAACUUAGUGGUUACUAAACGAGGGCAGAUUAAACUCAUUGAUUUUGGUGCAGCAACAGACCUGCGGAUUGGAAAGAAUUACGUUCCCAAUCGUACCCUUUUGGAUCCUGACUACUGCCCCCCAGAAUUAUAUGUACUCCCUGAAGAAACACCAAGUCCACCACCAGAGCCAAUUGCUGCUUUCCUUUCACCAAUCCUGUGGCAGUUAAACAGCCCUGAUUUGUUUGAUAUGUAUUCAGCUGGGAUUGUACUCCUGCAAAUGGCAAUACCAAGCUUAAGGUCUCCUGCUGCUUUGAAGAAUUUCAACUUGGAACUGAAAACCUGUGGAUAUGAUUUGAAAAAAUGGAGGGACUAUACUCGCCUCCGGCCUGACUUCCAAAUUCUAGAUAGUGAAUCUGGUAGAGGGUGGGACUUAGCAACAAAGCUUGUAUCUGAGAGAGGUUCCCUAAGAAGAGGACGUUUAUCUGCCGCUGCUGCUCUGCGACAUCCUUAUUUUCUUCUGGGUGGUGAUCAAGCAGCUGCAGUCCUUUCAAAAUUAAGCUUGAACAGAAAGUGAGCUGCUAAGCAAAGAGGAGCACAGUUGAAUUCAAAGGUGUCCCACACCAAGCCUGCCUAGUUUGUGAAUUGACAACCAUCAAUUAUAAGAUUUUGUUCCAUUUUUUUUUUUGUUUUUGGGUUUUCCUCCCCAAGUUUAAAUUGGGGAGAUUUUCUACUCAAUUUCAGGCAAGGAAUAAGCCUGAGGACAUCAAAGCUUACAGAAGGAAAAAUUUUCCCUGCAGUAUACAUUUACAUCUUUUGUGUAACCUAUAUGACAACAAUCUCAAGCAGGAGCACAAUGUGGUUUUAAGAGCUUAAUCAGUUGUCUCCUAUGGUUUCUUUCUACAAGAGGUGAAUGCUUGACGAUUGGUGGGACCUCACUUGUAAUACCUAAGCUUAAGUUCUAUGCCUUGAAACAGGACAUACAGCUAAGUAGAGCUGCAUGCUAUGACACUUAUUAGACGAAACUUACAUACUUACAUCCAAGAUGAGAUUAUAUAUUCAGUUCCAUAUAGCUCUGUCAUUUGAA
Glycine soja is the source of this 2104-nucleotide messenger RNA. Its product is annotated as serine/threonine-protein kinase STN8, chloroplastic-like. The record is from RefSeq and is a predicted model, not a curated record. Gene Ontology annotation, biological process: protein phosphorylation. Gene Ontology annotation, molecular function: ATP binding; protein kinase activity. Bases 83 to 1594 code for a protein of 503 amino acids. The transcript has 5 exons. Lineage: Eukaryota; Viridiplantae; Streptophyta; Magnoliopsida; Fabales; Fabaceae.